CGCUUAUCAAAUUUCGCUAAUCACUUAUACCUUUUGCUUUACUUCAUGAUUGUGAACGUUCAUUUGUUUCAGUUCUUGGUUCUUGGUUUAAUUUGGUAGAAACAUGACUGUAGGGGAAGAUGAUACAUUCGUCAUACAUGGCCCAGAGCCAUAUGAGCAAAUUUCAGAUGAUACCGUUGGGAAAAUUGUGUUCGACAGCCUAAUGUCAAAUACGGUCAAACAUGACGCCAUGGUCGAUGUUUACACCGGGGAAAGGAUCACGUAUAAAUCUAUUCUAGAAGAAUCGUGCAACUUAGCUGAGGCUUUGCGUGCAUUCGGCUGCAGCUCUGACUCUGUUAUUUCUGUAUGCAGUGAAAAUAACUUGCAAUUCUUCAUACCAGUAUUGGCAGCCCAGUUCAUCGGAGCAGUUGUAGCCCCUUUAAAUCACUAUUACAUUGAAGAUGAACUCAAGCACGCUCUUUGUAUUACGAAACCAACAAUUGUAUUUUGUUCCGAGGAAGUGGCAGAUAAAUUUGUUGAUUUGAAAGAUGAAUUAACGUUUUUAAAAGUGGUUAUUAUUAUUGAUUCUUCCGAACCUGUACCUGGAACAGAGUACCUUCCCAACUUUGUUCGCAGACUUUUGUUGGGAAAUAAGGUGUCGCCUCACACUUUCAAACCUUUCAAUAGUGAUGCUGCACAAAAGGUUGCCUUCGUAUUGUGUUCCUCCGGUACAACUGGACUACCUAAAGGCGUUAUGCUCACUCACAGAAACAUGGCUACCAGAGAUGCUCAGACAAGGGAUCCUCGUUAUGCAACAACACUCACCAACGAAGAUGUACUUUUAGGAUUGAUGCCAUUCUUUCAUGGUUACGGAUUAAAUAUGGGACUUUCGUCCAUCAUCAAACAAAAUAAAAUUGUGGUGAUGAAAAGAUUCGAGGGGGACGUUUUCUUAAAAGCUAUACAGGAUUAUAAAAUUUCAAUUCUUGCACUGGCACCUCCUCUAGCGAUUUUUCUUGCUAAAACACCGGAAUUGAAUAACUAUGAUUUAUCUUGCGUCAAACAAGCGUUUUGUGGAGCAGCUCCUUUGGAUAAAGAGAUUGAUGCUAUUCUUAGAAAAAGAUUGAACAUCAAAGCAGUUCGUCAAGCCUACGGCCUCACCGAAUCAAACCUAGCGGUCACUAUCAUGGAAGAUAACGUUACUAACAAGCCAGGUUCCAGCGGAACAGUGAUAACCUAUAUGUCCGUCAAAGUGAGAGACACCGAAACUGGCAAGUCUCUGGGACCGAAUAAGGUUGGAGAAAUAUGUGUAAAGGGUCCUCUGGUGAUGAAAGGGUAUUUCAACAACGAGCAAGCAACAAGAGAGUCAUUCACUCCUGAUGGGUGGUUGAGGACCGGAGAUUUGGGAUAUUACGAUGAUGACAAGUAUUUUUAUAUCGUAGAUCGCCUGAAAGAGCUUAUAAAAUACAAAGGUUAUCAGGUUGCUCCUGCAGAAUUGGAAGCGAUACUACUAGGUCAUCCAAAAGUAAUCGAUGUUGGAGUUGUUGGGCUUCCCGAUGAAAUAUCCGGAGAACUCCCCAUCGCUUUUGUAGUGAAAGAUGACGAAGAAAAUGUAACCGAACAAGAACUCCAAGAUUAUGUAGCUAGUAAAGUGUCGCCCCAGAAAAGACUAAGAGGAGGUGUAAUAUUCGUUUCUUCCAUACCUAAGAAUCCCAGUGGGAAGAUAUUAAGAAGAGAAUUGAGAGCUUCCCUGAACGAUCAUAGAGCCAAACUUGAAUCUAAACUAUAAGGGUUCAUAGUCGAAAAUAUUUCUGUUUUAGAUGAGUUGGAGGGAGUCUUUGGCAUUUGUCUACCGGUUUUGGUCAACUGAAGAAUUCCAAAUAUAUUUUGAGAUCAAUGGUUACAGAAUAAAUUUAGUUUUGCAAAAAACGUCAAUGAUUGA
Messenger RNA from Leptinotarsa decemlineata (Colorado potato beetle), 1918 nucleotides. Its product is annotated as luciferin 4-monooxygenase. The record is from RefSeq and is a predicted model, not a curated record. Gene Ontology annotation, molecular function: CoA-ligase activity. Lineage: Eukaryota; Metazoa; Arthropoda; Insecta; Coleoptera; Chrysomelidae.